Messenger RNA from Miscanthus lutarioriparius, 2079 nucleotides. The record is from the annotation of a GenBank genome assembly. Lineage: Eukaryota; Viridiplantae; Streptophyta; Magnoliopsida; Poales; Poaceae.
AUGGUCUCGCUCCACGCCAAGCAACCCACGCCUCGUCUCCUCCCCGCGCCACCGAGCCAUGCCCGUCCGCCCCCGGCAGCGGCGGCGGCCAUUGUACGCCACUCUGCGCCGCCGCCUGACGUCGUCCUCGACUGCAAACGGUUGGACGGGCUGAUGAAGUCCGGGAGGCUAGGGGACGCCCUGGACCUGUUCGACCGGAUGCCUCGCAAGAACGUCGUCGCGUGGACCACGGCCAUCUCCGGGUGCACGCGGAACGGGCGGCCCGAGGCGGGCGCCGCCAUGUUCGCGGACAUGCUGGAGUCCGGCGUCGCGCCCAACGACUUCGCGUGCAACGCGGCGCUGGCGGCGUGCGCGGCCGCGGGCGCCGGCGCUCUCGGCCUCGGCGCGCAGGUGCACUCGCUCUCCGUGCGGGCGGGCUUCGCCACCGACGCAUGGAUCGGGAGCUGCCUCAUCGAGCUCUACUCCAGGUGCGGCUCCCUGCGGGCGGCCGAAGAGGUGUUUCGCUGGAUGGAGGCGCCGGACGUCGUGGGGUACACUUCGCUCGUCUCGGCGCUCUGCAGGAACGGAGAGCUCGAACGGGCCGUGGAGGUGCUCUGUCAGAUGAUGAGGCAGGGGUUGCAGCCGAACGAGCACACGAUGACGAGCAUGCUGGUGGAGUGCCCUCGUGUGAUUGGCGGGCAGAUACAUGGAUAUAUGCUCAAGGUAAUGGGUUCACAGAGCGUCUAUGCAUCGACUGCACUGAUUGACUUCUAUUCGAGGCACGGUGAGUUUGACAUGGCGAAGACAGUGUUUGAAAAUCUCGACUCCAAGAACGUGGUGUCGUGGUGCUCCAUGAUGCAGCUGUGCAUUAGGGAUGGAAGGUUGGAAGAUGCACUGCGAGUGUUCAGCGAGAUGAUUUCAGAGGGCGUUGAACCAAAUGAGUUUGCAUUUUCAAUUGCUCUCAGGGCUUGUGGGUCUGUUUGUCUGGGGCGUCAAAUUCACUGCUCGGCCAUCAAGCGCAACCUAAUGACUGACAUCCGAGUAUCAAAUGCUCUACUCUCUAUGUAUGGUAGGAGUGGUUUUGUUUCAGAAGUCGAGGCUGUGCUUGGCAAGAUUGAAAAUCCUGAUCUUGUUAGCUGGACAGCUGCCAUUUCUGCGAACUUCCAGAAUGGUUUCAGUGAGAAGGCCGUAGCAUUGCUUCUUCAGAUGCAUUCGGAAGGUUUUACUCCGAAUGACUAUGCCUUCUCUAGUGGUCUGAGUUCUUGUGCAGACUUGGCAUUGCUGGAUCAAGGAAGGCAUCUUCAUUGCCUGGCAUUGAAACUGGGGUGUGACUUCAAAGUUUGUACUGGGAAUGCACUAAUUAACAUGUAUUCCAAGUGUGGUCAAAUUGGAUCUGCAAGGCUUGCAUUUGAUGUCAUGAAUCUUCGUGAUGUCAUGUCUUGGAACUCACUGAUUCAUGGCCUCGCACAGCAUGGAGACGCAAACUUGGUAAUGGAGGCAUUCAGUGAGAUGUGUUCAAGUGGUUGGCAGCCAGACGAUUCAACAUUUCUGGCAGUCCUGGUAGGGUGCAAUCAUGCAGGCCUGGUAAAGGAAGGGGAGACAUUCUUCAGACUAAUGACUCAUCAAUAUGGUCUCACACCGACCCCUUCUCACUAUGCAUGCAUGAUCGACAUGCUGGGUCGAAAUGGCAGAUUCGAUGAAGCGCUACGCCUGAUCGAGAAUAUGCCAUUUGAGCCUGAUGUUUUGAUCUGGAAGACACUAUUAGCAUCGUGCAAGCUGCACAGGAAUCUUGACAUUGGGAAGCUCGCAGCAGACAAGCUGAUGGAGCUUUCAGAAAGAGACUCCGCGAGCUACGUGCUGAUGUCAAACCUGUACGCGAUGCACGAAGAAUGGCAGGAUGCCGAGAGGGUGCGUCGGAGGAUGGAUGAAAUUGGGGUGAAGAAGGAUGCCGGUUGGAGCUGGAUCGAGGUCAAGGACGAGGUCAGCACCUUUGUUGCAAGAGACACGUCUCAUCCAGACUCCGCAUCCAUCUAUCAGAUGCUUGCAGAGCUCGUUGUUGUGAUGCGAGAUACAGAGUUAGAUGUUCAUAUGCAGAUUUAG